AUGGCUUUCGACGAAGGUACUGUUAUAAAGUUGUCCUCCGAUGGCACUACUCCCUCGAUUGUUGUCCUUGAUUAUGGACGCAAUGUCGAAGGAUAUGCUACCUUCAAUGUCUCUAAGAGGUCUGGGGACACUUCUGCCUUCGAAAUGACAUACAAUACUGAUCUUAUCUAUGGCGACGGUCCGCUGCCGUUGGCUGCUGCUAUGGACACCUACAGAGUUAACCGAUACAACAUCACUGAACAGAAGACUUAUAGCAACCGCCUUAUCCAAGGGGGUCUGCGAUACCAGAAGCUGAAUCUGUCUAGUGCAGGCGAAGUCGAGCUGGCCAGUAUCGGGUUUAAACCUACAGUGUCUAACACACCUAUCACUGCUCUUCCGGGCUCCUUUAACUGCUCUGAUCCUGUUCUGAACCGUAUCUGGCAAGUCGGUGCACGCACAACGCAACUGACAGAAAUACCUGCCAACAGCUUGCCGGAAUUCUGGGUUAUAACCGAUGAGGGAGCCUUUAUCGAUAGCUUAGCGCCCCAGCCAUUCAAUGCUGAUUUUGCCACGGCCAUGACUGCCUACGAUCUCGAAUUUUCUGUCAAGCCUGUGACAAAUGGCUUUGGGUUUACUAUCUUGAGCGACACCCUUGGCAAUGGAGUUUAUAUCUUUGUGAAUGUUGCCAAUUCUUCAAUAUCUGCCCAUAUUGGAUCGACUGAGCGUUCGGAACCUAUUGCCUCUGCCAGCUUGCCGUCGAAUAUCACUUUGGACACAUGGCAUAUAGUCCAUAGUAGAGUACAAGUGACUCAAAUCUCAGUUCAGAUCGAUGGUGUGACUGUCCUGAACUUUUCUCAGUCUGCUGCAUUCUACGGAUCCUUUGGAUUGGGCGCAUCUCUAGGUCAUUCAGCUGUUUUCACCAACGUUGCCUUAAGGGCUUUCGGACAGAAUAUGUACAAUUCGCCUUUGAACGACUCAUCUGCCCUAGAGGACUUUCUCCUUGGUACAAAUCCCUUGCCUGUCAGCGUUGACGGUUCUCGUCGUGACCGUAUUGCCUAUACAGGAGACUUGGAUAUGGCUACCGGUACAACCUUCGCCAGUACAUACGGCCAUGAAUAUAUCAACGGCAGUAUAGAGCUGCUGGGCUCAUUCCAGAUGCCACCGGGGUUCUUUGUCCCAACUGCCAAAGUACAACAGGCUCCUCGCACGACUGAGAUCAACGCUAAUAUCACCGGUCUAAUUGGAUAUUCAUUUAGUAUUGUUAGUGCCAUGGCGCGCUUCUAUGAACAGACUGGCGAUGUUGGUUUCCUGACCCAUUGGGCACCUAAGACAGCUCGUAUGCUGGAUUGGGCUCACUCCCAAACACUCCCCAACGGUCUGUUUAAUGUUACUAAUUCGGCUCUCGGUGGUGAUUGGAAUUAUUAUGAUCCUGCCUUGGACGGUGUGGUCAGCAAGUUCAACCUGAUUUACGCUUAUGCGCUCAAACAGUGGCUUCCAUUUAUGGAUGAUGCCGGUUUGAAUACUACGCUGUAUGCUGGGCGUCUGCACAACCUGCAAGAUGCCAUCAACAAGCAUCUUUGGAGUGAUACACUACAGGCGUAUUAUAUGUCUGAUUCUCACAGAAACUUUCUAUCCCAGGAGGCAAACGCGCUUGCUGUGCUCACUGACACGGCCACAUCCGGAAAUCAAACCUGGAAAACAGUUCUUUCGACAAUGUCCCGGGAACUUUAUGUACCCUCGGGAGCUCUUGCCUUCUCUAACAAGAGUGUCGAAAGUGGAUGGGCGCAGAAGAUAAGUCCUUAUGCGUCUGGAUAUCAUUUGAGAGCUGCCUUCCAUGCCAAUGACAGUGCGAACGCCAAGUAUCUUCUCCAUAGUGUAUGGGGCCCUAUGAGCGAUCCAUCACAUACCAAUUACACUGGCUGCAUGUGGGAAGUACUGGCGGCCGAUGGUACUCCUGGACUUGGGUCUAGUACAUCCUUGUGUCAUGCUUGGAGCUCAGGACCUACGGCUGAUUUGAGCCGGUAUGUCCUUGGGGUUCAGCCUGUGACUCCGGGAUUCAAGGAGUGGAAGGUUGUUCCCCAAUCGUUAGACCUCGACUGGACCAAAGGAGCCUACCCUGUUCCCGGAGGUAGAAUUAAUGUAGACUGGUCAUUUGACAGCAAUGAUUUGCUACACAUGACUGUUACCGCCCCUAAUGGUAUCAAAGGCAUGGUCUAUCUCCCUAGUCCUCUGAAGAAGACUUUGCAUAAAUACAAUGCCACAGGCUUCCUUUCGGAUGAAAAGGAUUAUUUCACCGUCCAAGGUGGAGAGAUAUUUUCAAUUCAUCAAAUGGACUAG
This is a messenger RNA of Aspergillus nomiae NRRL 13137, 2316 nucleotides long. RefSeq names its product putative alpha-L-rhamnosidase C. Bases 1 to 2316 code for a protein of 771 amino acids. Gene Ontology annotation, biological process: carbohydrate metabolic process. The transcript has 2 exons. The record is from RefSeq and is a predicted model, not a curated record. NCBI's taxonomy places the organism in Eukaryota, Fungi, Ascomycota, Eurotiomycetes, Eurotiales, Aspergillaceae.